Messenger RNA from Sinocyclocheilus rhinocerous, 1093 nucleotides. RefSeq names its product protein lifeguard 1-like. Gene Ontology annotation, cellular component: Golgi apparatus; membrane; endoplasmic reticulum. Lineage: Eukaryota; Metazoa; Chordata; Actinopteri; Cypriniformes; Cyprinidae. The transcript is spliced from 6 exons. Gene Ontology annotation, biological process: negative regulation of apoptotic signaling pathway. Bases 14 to 1060 code for a protein of 348 amino acids. The record is from RefSeq and is a predicted model, not a curated record.
CUAAGAUCCAGUCAUGGCACAAAACAAAAGCGGCUACACUCGCUUUGAAAACCCUCCUCAGUACAGCGAGGUGAAUCAGCAGAUGCCGCCAGGCUUCAUGAUGCCGCCACCGCCGCCUUAUGAUGCUGCCGUUCCUCAUGGAGGAUCGAAUCCUGGUGUUCCCGUCAUUGUACCCGUCGCACCCCCGUAUGCUCCACCGACCGCUUUUGGGAAUCCCAUGUACAGACAGGAAGGCUCUGGAUAUCCACAGCAUCCAUAUCCUACAGCAGCUCCUUACAUUGCAGAUCCUUACAGAGGCGGACCGGACAAAAAGCCGCUUCCAUACGUGGCGAUGGGUAAGCCGGGACACAGCGAUCUUCUUCCAGAAUAUGAGAAGAAGCAGUUCGCCAGCUCAGGACUCGAUAAUAAAGCCGUCAGAAGACUGUUCAUUCGGAAGGUUUUUUCGGUUUUGAGUCUUCAGUUGGCCGUCACCUGCGGCUUCGUGGCCGUCUUCACUUUCGAGCCUCAUGUCAAGCUGUUCGUGAUGCAGAACGCCUGGACGUACUUGGCCGGCUAUGUAGUCUUCCUCGUGCCCUACCUAGUGAUCCUGUGCUGCGGAGAGUUUCGCAGGAAGCAUCCGUGGAACCUCAUUGCUCUGAGUAUCCUGACGCUGGCGAUGUCCUACAUGGUGGGCGUGAUCUCCAGCUUCUACGACACUGAUAUCGUGAUGAUGGCCGUCGGCAUCACUGUGCUGGUCUGCUUCACGGUCAUCGUCUUCUCUCUGCAGACCAAAUAUGACUUCACUUCCUGUUACGGCGUGCUGUUCGUCUGCUUCAUCGUCCUGCUGUUCUUCGGGAUCCUGUGCAUCUUCCUGUACCACAGGAUUCUGGACCUCAUCUAUGCAUCUCUGGGAGCGCUGAUCUUCACCUGCUUCUUGGCCGUGGACACACAGCUGCUUCUCGGGAACAAGAAUCUGUCUGUGAGUCCCGAGGAACACGUCUUCGCCGUGCUCAACCUGUAUCUGGACAUCAUUCAAAUCUUCUCAUACAUUUUGCGCAUCUUUGGAAGAAGCCGUGGCUAAAAGUCCACCAGUGAAGAAAGAAACCCAUGCGAU